CACAGCCAUUGGUCCAGACUAGACUAGAGAGAGAGAGUGUACGUCCGGGCACGUUAUUGUUGCAUCAGAAAUUGCAGACUGUUGACAUGUCAAGCUCGGGAGAGUUAGCCUUUGAUUAUGGCUUCUUGCUGCACACAAGUGAGGAGGCCACAGCCACCGUGGCUCUGAAUGAGUACCUGAGCUCCCGCAGCUACCUGGCUGGGUUCAGCCCCUCUCGGGUGGACCAGGAGGUCUUUGAGCUCCUGCACAGGCCCCCGGCCCCGCAGCACGUGCACGCUCUGCGCUGGUACAGGCACAUAGCAGCCCUGCAGCGGGAGACCCACAGCCCAGAUAGCAGCAUAAAGGGAAAGAGGGUCCAGCAGGGGUGGUUGUCAUCCCAUGGUGGUCUGCCCCAGCCGGUGUCCAACCUGCCAAAGCUGCGACUCUACAACAGCCUCACACGCACCACUGAGCUGUUUGUUCCCCAGAAUGGAAACAAGGUGUCGUGGUACUGCUGCGGACCCACUGUCUAUGAUGCCUCUCACAUGGGACAUGCCAGAUCUUACAUAUCUUUUGAUAUCCUCCGAAGGAUUCUGAUGAACUAUUUCAAAUAUGACGUGUUCUACUGCAUGAACAUUACGGACAUAGACGACAAGAUCAUCAGGCGGGCCAGACAGAACUACCUUCUGGAACAGUACAGAGAGAAGAAGCCAGCGGCUGCCCAGGUACUGCAGGAUGUCCUUAGUGCCAGAGGGCCCUUCCAGGCCAAGCUGGCCGAGACCACAGACCCAGACAAGAAACAGAUGCUGGAGAGGCUGGACUCUGCCGUCGCUGCUGCUCUGGGACCCCUGCAGGGGGCGGUGGAGAGCAAGGCUGGGGAGGCUGACGUACAACGCCUGGCUCAGGUGUUACUGGAGAAGGCCAAAGACCUGCUGUCUGAUUGGUUGGAUGCUCAAUUUGGCAGUCAGGUGACCGAGAACUCCAUCUUCUCUCUUCUUCCAAAGUUCUGGGAAGGGGAGUACCACAGCGACAUGGACGCCUUGAAUGUCCUUCCCCCAGACGUACUCACCCGCGUCAGCGAGUACUGCCCAGAGAUCGUGGACUUUGUGAAGAAGAUCCUAGACAAUGGCUUCGGGUAAGGGAGAGAUGGUCUCUGUUAUCAUAC
Oncorhynchus gorbuscha (pink salmon) is the source of this 1144-nucleotide messenger RNA. Its product is annotated as cysteine--tRNA ligase, cytoplasmic-like. Gene Ontology annotation, biological process: cysteinyl-tRNA aminoacylation. Gene Ontology annotation, molecular function: cysteine-tRNA ligase activity; ATP binding. Bases 87 to 1118 code for a protein of 343 amino acids. NCBI's taxonomy places the organism in Eukaryota, Metazoa, Chordata, Actinopteri, Salmoniformes, Salmonidae. The transcript is spliced from 9 exons. The record is from RefSeq and is a predicted model, not a curated record. Gene Ontology annotation, cellular component: cytoplasm.